GAGCUCCUCCCUAAAAUAAUCAGGCUCGUUACCAUUAUGCUCUUGUGCGUUCGACGCGCGUGUUUGCACGUCGGCUGCAUGGAAUAGUUUUUUUUUUCUAGUAACACGAAAUGUAAACAUAUUUGCAAUUAAUAUGGGGGAACGUGCAUUGACAGACGGAAAUCCCAACACUUUUGUCUCCAGUCUGGUUUCAUUUUGCGUCGAUUCAGUCGUUACCUGUUUCUCCCAUGACGCAGACAAACUUUGCGUCCCCAUCGGUCUCAGCUCUCUGUCUGCGCUGCUUUUACUGCUCUCGUGCUUUCUGCUCGUGUAUCAGAGGUGCAGAUAUCGGGGAGUGUAUCCGGGAGAAACCAUCACAUUCAUCUACAGCCUCCUUGGUAACAUGUGCAGCACAAUUGGAGCUAUUCUGUCCAGACAGUUGCAUAUUCAGAUUUUAAUGGGUGCCUUUGCUGCUGCUAUGGAUGCUGUCCAUUUUAUUUCUUGCUGCUUCCCUGUGCUCCUGUGCUGGAACUCGAAGGCAGAAAGGAGGCUGAGGAUGAUGAGGGGGCGGAGGAGGCAGCACCUCCUUGCAGUGUGUGUGCUGAUGGUGGUUGCAGGAGGUUUUCUGAAGUCCAGGGUCACCCACCACCCAGCAGACAGACCUCUCAGCAGGAGGAGACUGCUGCACUUCACUCUCCAAGACAACACUGAAAUCCUGGGUUACAUACUUGGCCUGCUGUCCUUUGUCAUCGCCUGUACCUCCAGGUUCCCUGCACUCUGCAGAGCAUGCAGAGGACAGAUGUUGACCUGGGCCUACAUGUUCUCUGGACUGCUGUGCUCGUUGGCUGGCGCCCUCUAUGCUGCUGCCAUACUCCUCUACGCCACUCAGUUUGGGUUUCUUUUAAGAGUCAUGCCGUGGCUGCUGUCAGCAAUAUGCUGUGUCACCCUAGACCUUCUUAUUCUGGUCAUCCAUUGGUGCAAGAGAGGAACCAGAUGGAAGCUUACCAGUUUUUCUCCAGACACAGAGAGCCUUUUAGGUGGCUCGCACAUCCCCACUGAGGAAAACGCUGUCAUGAAGAGACAGAGAAAACAGCAAGUUCACUCAUCAGCACAAACAAAAACAAAACAUGUCCAGAAGAUGACUGAGAUGGGCCGCUAUAUGGAUGUCAGUGUUCAACCUGUAAGAAAAAUAUGCCUUAAGGAGGUGACGUUGUCCAAGGAGGAGGUGGAGGACCAGCCUCUCAACAGGAUGGUGCGAGUGGACAGUUUCUGCUCCUCAGAUACAUCCUAUGACUCUUCACUAGAGAGUUCUGAUCUGGAGUGGGAUUUCGAAGAGGCAAAUUCCCAGUGGAAUGAACAAACAGCAAAACAGGAGGGGGAUGAGUUUCCUGUGCAAAUGUGGCCAACAAACCCCAAACCCUUUAACAUCUGCACCUGUGCCAUAUCUGGACUCCCACAGAAAGCUCAUUCUGGUACAGAAGAGGGUGAGAGUGUCUCUUCUGCAAGCUUAGCAAAAUGACAAAGAAAUGUCGCUCUCAGUUAGUAAUGUGAUACACAUCUGGUGCAUUAAUUUGAGGGGUAAUAAAAAGUGUUAACACUGA
Siniperca chuatsi (mandarin fish) is the source of this 1580-nucleotide messenger RNA. It is a transcript of the gene tmem44, whose product is annotated as transmembrane protein 44. NCBI's taxonomy places the organism in Eukaryota, Metazoa, Chordata, Actinopteri, Centrarchiformes, Sinipercidae. The record is from RefSeq and is a predicted model, not a curated record. The coding region runs from base 134 to 1498 and encodes 454 amino acids. The transcript is spliced from 10 exons.